Molecule: messenger RNA, 3501 nt
Organism: Cuculus canorus (common cuckoo)
Lineage: Eukaryota; Metazoa; Chordata; Aves; Cuculiformes; Cuculidae
Gene: COMMD9
Product: COMM domain containing 9
Exons: 6
Coding region: 1235-1972 (245 amino acids)
Source: RefSeq, a predicted model, not a curated record
UUUCCCUACACCUUUGGGUCUAUUCUGUUGUAUAGUUCUUAGAUAUUGCUGUAUUUGUGUAGGUGGAAAAUGAAUGAUCACUGCGGCAACACUAGAAGAGAGACCAUUGCCAAAUCUUUCAGAUACUUCGUAUCAGGAAGGAAUAAACAAUAUAUGUCUAUGUAUUAAACCGAGCUCUAUGUAGCUCAUUUUCAUCUUCUGAUCAGAGCAUUGAGUUGUUUAGUACAUUGACUUAGAUAAGCAAUUGCCAUCCUCAAGACCCACUGCACACUCACUCCUGCCACAUAAACCAGCUCUUCCAUAAAGAUGACUCUGCAUGGCAGACCCUCAACUUUACCUAAAGUGCUGCCUCUGCUAGGUUAGAUUUCCUGCGGACACAGUAGUAGAGAAGGCAGCACAAAUACAUGGCAGCUCUUCAAACUGAUCAAUCAUACUAAUUAAUUUCAAGAGGCCACAGAUGGCAAACUCAUACUCCAAAAUUUUUCUCCCAGAGCUUUGUUUCUUGUUGCCCCUAAAAAACGAUGGAAAAUAAAAUCCUCUCCCUUUGGAUUCUUCUUCUUCUGCCCUUUCAGGUUUCCCAGCAUGAGAGAAAGAAAUCAGUUCCUCUGCAAAAGGAAGCCCUUUGCCCUGCCUAGCUUCUGAAGCCCAAUGCAAACAGCAUUUAUGUAUUUGCAUUUCUUCCCAUGUAUUAGUCUGCUUACAGUAUAACACAAAUGGAAAUAAGAAUGGGGUUGCUGUGACAGAAUUAGUGAUAAAGAUCAUAGGUUACCAAUGCCCUGGAACCAGAUGUGUUGGGCGUACACAAGACAAAGAGAAGACUGUUCCUCUCUCAGAAAGAGAACUUACUUAAAUGCUUUACAAAGUGAAAAAUACACACAGUUGCUAAGAUAAUGGUCCAUAUCAUUGCAGCAGCGCCAUGAUAAAUCUUUUGCCUUCAGCUCCCACUGGCUGAAACCCGAGAGCUAAAUCCCGCAUCCAAGACGGAGAUUUGCACUGACAGAAAGAAAGAUUAGCACGCUGAGAGGGCGAGGCCAGGCACUCAGGGUUCGCCCUCGCCCUUGCUAUCUCGCCAUCGACAUCCGGUGCCGCCGCUCACCCAGCUCCAGGGCGGCAGGGGCCGCUACGUCUCCCGCGCGGGCCCGGGCUUUGAGACGGCGAUAACGCGAGGAUCUCCGACAGCAGCAGGAGCACGCAGAUUGCCCAGCCUGCCAGCGCCUGGGCGUACGGCGCCAAGAUGGCGGCGGCACCGCAGGGGGCGCUCGCCUCGGCGGAUGGUACCAAGAUGGCGGUGUUGCCGGACGGGGAGCUCGCAGCCCUGCAGAGCCUGCUCAAGCAGGCGCCGUCGAGGGACGCCGUGCGGCAGCUGUGCCGGGAGUGCUUCUCUAGCCCAGCCACCGACCUCGGGCCGCUGGCGCAGCGCGCCUGCCCCAGCUUCGCCACCGGCCCCGAGCAAGCGGAGCAGAAGCUAUGUCUCCUGGCUGCUGAAGGCCUUUCCCAUGCUGAACAUACUGCCUUAAAGCCCAGCGGAGCCCCUUCUCUCCCUUCCCCACAGCUGGUGUCUGCUUUGCACAACCUCACCAGGCACGUCGUGUACUGUGGGUUGACCGAGGCAGAAGAUAUUCUCUCUCUGUUUCCAGAAAACUUCCACCAAAAUCUGAAAAACCUUCUGACUAAGAUAAUCUUGGAGAAUAUCUCUGCUUGGAGGAAUGAAGCAGAAGCAAGUCAGAUCUCCCUGCCCCGGCUGGUCGACAUGGACUGGAGGGUGGACAUCAAGACUUCUUCAGACAGCAUCAGCGGGAUGGCAGUCCCUACUUGCCUGCUUCAGUUAAAGAUUCAGGAAGAUGUUGCCUUAUGUGGAAAUAGUCCUGUUGUUUCUGCACUAACUUUGGAACUGAGCAAAGAAACCCUGGACACUAUGUUAGAAGGUCUAGGAAGGAUCCGAGACCAACUUUCUGCUGUUGCAAACAAAUGAAUGCUCAAGGGCAUGGAUCCUAGGUGUGAGGAAGGGAAGUAUUCUCUACCUUCAACUGUCAUAAGUUGCAGCCUAGUGUAACAUGUUUUCAGUUUUAAUAAAACAAAAUAAAAGAGAUUUCUUUAUUGAGUUAAUAAGAUGGCCUUUGAAAAGCUAACACUUUCUACAUUCUUUUGGUCUGAUGCCAAAAAGAGUUUUCCCAAUAUGUUGUUGAACAAAAGCUGGUCUUUGUUUCAGAAAAGGCUUUGAGGGCUCAGAGCUUAUCUUAAUCACAAGGGUCAUAACUGGAAAUAGUAAAUAGCUGCUGCCAAUGAAGCUAGUGCUAUUUCUGUGCCCUGAAAUUAGGAUCUAAAACGUCUAAGCUGGUUAAUGGACUGCCUUCCAGCAUUAGCAGACAAGGUGGGUGCUUCUGUCUGGAAUGUGCCUGUACUGAAGGGCAUGCUGGAUGUAGCACAGCCAUGCUUGAAAUUGUGAUUACAGGAUAAUGCUUUGAAAUAGGGUAGUUAUGCUACAACACAUUCCCUUCUUAUCAGCUUCAUAGCACCAUUUGCAAAAUGAGUAGCCUGAGCUUCUUUAGAUCUUUAGCAGCAAGUAAUUUCCUCAUUCUGUUUGGAAAAAAAAAUAAAAUAAAUAAAAGGAGUUCAGAUAAUUUGUGUUUGUGUUUAUUGGACUCUGGGUUUUACCUUUGCUGCAUAAAACCAGACUGGGAAAGUAAAGAAUAUAAUGGCUGUUGAUUGUACUGUAGGAAAUCCUUCUGUAGCAAUGUGUGCCUAUACUUCCCCAAAGCGUUCACUUGUUUAUUUGUAUGAAUCUUCAUUUAAUUAAGAAAUGAACUGCUAAUUGAUUUUGCUAAUCCUUUUCAGUCUAGAAGAGAUGCCUUGCGUUACCUCAGCCUCUUUGUGAUGGUGCCUACUUUCUAGCUGGUUUAAUGUAUGUUUACAUUUGUUGCUGAAGAGGGAUCUUUUGUUUCCUGUUCAUCUUUUAAACUGUUCUUCGUUGAAAUACUGUUUUAGUGCACCUUUUUCUAUGGGUACCAGCUCAUGCAAUGUUACAGGUGGUGACCCUGACCUAAAACUUCGUAAAUUGAAGUGCAUUGAAAUUGUGGAAGAGUAAGUGCAGAAAAUGAAUGAAAUUCAGAUUCUUCUUUCUGAUGAACUUGUAUAAUGCUCCAAACUGAAAGACUGAUCCAAAUACUUAGUUUAUGUCAAAGUCCCGUGUUUCAUAAAACAUUUGUCUCUUCUUCAGGAAACAAAAUGUUGUCUCUUGUAUUUAGAAACAUUAAAUCAUUCAAGAAAAGCGCAUAAACUACAUAACUUUGUUAAUGAAUUUUAUAUGUUUCCCCACACAGUGCAGCCUAGAGUAUAAGUGUAAAUGAAGCCUGUGCUUUUAAAAGAUACAGUGUAAUACAGCUCGUGUAAUACAAGGUGUGAGGUGUAGGACAAGUCACUUGUUAAGGUCUACAUUGAGCAAAGAUUGUACAGUAUCAAUGUAAAUGGGUACAUUUCAUAUAGAGGAGAUUGAUAUUCAAG